GCUCCUGGAGAGUCACCUCCCCAGGCAGACAGAGGCUCCGUGUCCUCACGGUGGGGCCUCCGGGCUCUGGGCGCCUUCUGGUGGCAGAAGCUCUUGCCUCACCUCCCCAGCCAAGUGCGUAGCCGCACUGGGCCUCUGAGGUCAGUGCCUCUGGGAACACGUGGCCGAGAGGGCCAGGGAGCAGUGCCCUCGGUGGGUCUGCCUGCCAGGCUUCCCACAGAAGGUCCCCAGCCCCUGCAGCCCUGCUCCCUGGGGGGUCGCCGGGCACUGCUGGGGCCUGAGGGGACACUUGCUCCUGUUGCUGAGGUGACCCUGGAUGUGACUUUCUCCAAGCAGCAUCAGGUGCCUGAGCGCAGCAGGAGCGGUGGUGGCCACACGUCCAUGGAUGCACACGUCCUGAGGAGGAAGAUCAGCCGCACGUGCGACGAGGGGGCCCGCGCCCUCCUUGGCAGCCUCCUGAUGUACGUCACAGACCGCGCAGGUGGGCCCCCGGCGGCAGCAGACCCAGGGCACGCGGGGGGCUGCUUGCCUCCGUCUCAGGAGGCCGGCCGGAGGCCCACCCGCUUCCAGCUCCUACAGGCCAAGUUCAUGGGCACGGGCCGGGAGCACCACCUCAAGAGGACCAGGGAGGUGGGCAGGCUCAUCUCCAGGGACAAGCAGGGUCCCAGCAGGAGCCUUGUGAGUGCUACCAUCAACAAACUGCUGGAGAAGACCCAGGCGGGGGCCAGCUGCCCGGGCCAGAGGCGCCUGGCUGGGGAGAAGCCCCGCUGGGGCCCCCCUGGUGGGAAGGGCACCGUGAAGAGCAUCCUGAGGAAGUUCCUGGCUGCGGAGGAGAAGGAGAAGAAGGAGAAGGAGGCAGGAGCGCAGCCCCCUGGCCGGCAGCCUGGGGCCGCCCGGGGCCUCCUGCCAAGGACUGGGGGCAGGAGCACCAUCCUGUACCAGCUGCGAGAGAGGUUUGCGCAGAGCAGCUGCCUCCGCUCAGAGGCCAGCCUGCUGCCCCUCCACAGGGAGGGGCGGAGGAGCCUGCAGAAGAAGACGCACAGGCCGGAGCUGCGGGUGCUCCACACCACCACCAUGGCCAUCAGCUGUACCAGGACACCCCCUGCCCGCUUUCUGGCCUGCACGGCCGAGCCCCUGCCGGCCCUCAGCAUAGCCACGGUGGUCUGCAGCCCCCGGAGCUGGCUGUCUCACUGUGCAAAAGUCAGUCACUUGGAGUCCAGGCGUUGGCCCAGGAGAGACAUCAGCAUGUCCUCGGACCCGGAGGACACAGACCCCAGCAGGGACAAAAUGCCAGGAAUAGGGAUCUUGAGCAAGGAGCCCAGAGGACAACCAAAGCCCUCAAAGUCCUCCAUGACCCAGGUGGCCGCUCCCAGGGACAGCCACCUGGCUCUGAACCCCACCGAGGGCAUCCCCCAGCAGGAUUCUGCCUGGGCCUCCCGGGAAGCCCUGCCUGACCACAUGCCCCUGUCACCCCCAUUCAGACCAGCCAGCCCCAGGGGGGCUGGGCCAGCUGAAGGGGACAAGACAGUGGGGCUGACAGCAGAGGGGCUAGCAGGCCACCCCUGGGGGCUAAAAGAGGAGGGCGCAGGGGAGGUCCCUGAUGUCAUCAUGACCGUGUGCAGUUCUGAGGACGAAGCAGAAAGCUCGCUCCCAGCCUCAGACAGAGAGCCCCUCUUCGCCACCCAGAGGCACCUCCCACAGCAGGGGCCAGCAGCUCAGAUCCCCCCGCUGGCCGCUCCCAGAGUCCAGGCUGCACGGCGAGCACAGCCUGCCCUGGAGUCUCCACCCAUCACCGUGCGGCUUCCAGUUGUCCACGAAAUGCCAGCCCCUCCAGGGCCUCUGCAAAGCACGUGGCCGGGCGGGGACAGGCGGCCCCCGGCUUCAGGAGGGCACAUUGCCGGUGCCAAUGCAGGGGCAGUGCUUCCCCCUGCCACUGAGGACAGGGAGGCUGGCCUGGCCUCAGGGGGGCUGAGCCCCUCCUGCAGGACCUCUAAGCAAGGAUCCCCAGAAUCCCCGAGGGUCACUGCCCCCGUGGGUCCUGGGGACCAACAGCCGCUCCUGACGGUCCUGACGGCCAACUCGCCACAAGGUGCCCCUGCUGGGAAGGGGAGCCCACACAGCCCUGUGAGCGCCAGUGAGGGCAGGAACCCCAGAACUGCUUCAGGACAGGGUGCUCCUGAGCUCAGCUGCCAGCGGCCUUCCCCACCUAACCACCCUGACCACGGCGCCCCACCAGGUUCUUCCACAUGCGCUUGGAAAAGCCCUCCAGGACACAGCACCUGCUCCACCUCUGGCAGCCAGCAGGGACCGGGUUCCAGGGAGGGAGGCGCCGUGGCAGCCCCUGCCCAGGAUUUCAGAGGACCUGAGAGUCCCACCAGGAGUGACAGGAGAGUCCUGUGUGGGCAGGAAGACAGCAAAGGUCCCGAGGCAGAGGCAGCUCCGCCCCCGGGGAUUGCCCAGGAAGAUGCCCACUAUGAUUGGGGCAAGAAGAGCCUGGCCCUGUUAGAUGAGCCACCCAAGCCCGGUGGCAGAGCCUGCAGGGCCACAGCACCUGGAGGGAAGGUCCCAAGUCCUACAGGGGACAGGAGGGCACCACCAGGGGACGCCUGGGUCCCUGAGGAUAGGAGGGCACCUACAGGGAGCUCCAGGGACCCCGAGGACAGGAGGGCACCUACAGGGAGCUCCAGGGACCCCGAGGACAGGAAGACACCUCCAGGGAGCUCCAGGGACCCCGAGGACAGGAAGACACCUCCAGGGAGCUCCAGGGACCCCGAGGACAGGAGGGCACCUCCAGGGAGCUCCAGGGACCCCGAGGACAGGAGGGCACCUCCAGGGAGCUCCAGGGACCCCGAGGACAGGAGGGCACCUCCAGGGAGCUCCAGGGACCCCGAGGACAGGAGGGCACCUCCAGGGAGCUCCAGGGACCCCGAGGACAGGAAGACACCUAUGGAGAGCUCCAGGGACCCCGAGGACAGGAAGACACCUACGGAGAGCUCCAGGGACCCUGAGGACAGGAAGACACCUAAGUGGAGCUCCAGGGACCCCGAGGACAGGAGGGCACCUCCAGGGAGCUCCAGGGACCCCGAGGACAGGAAGACACCUCCAGGGAGCUCCAGGGACCCCGAGGACAGGAAGACACCUGUGGAGAGCUCCAGGGACCCCAAGGACAGGAGGGCACCUACAGGGAGCUCCAGGGACCCCGAGGACAGGAGGGCACCUACGGAGAGCUCCAGGGACCCCGAGGACAGGAGGGCACCUACAGGGAGCUCCAGGGACCCCGAGGACAGGAGGGCACCUACGGAGAGCUCCAGGGACCCCGAGGACAGGAGGGCACCUCCAGGGAGCUCCAGGGACCCCGAGGACAGGAAGACACCUACAGGGAGCUCCAGGGACCCCGAGGACAGGAGGGCACCACCACCACCCGGGAGUGCCCAGGACCCUGAGAAGAGGACAGCACUGCUGGGGGGCGUCGGGGACCCCGAGGACGGUCCUGGGGCAGAGUGGAAGGGUGCAGAGGAACACAGAGUGCAGUCGGCUCACCAUUGUGCUGCCACAGGAAAUGGGCUCCUGGGAGAGACUUGGCCCCCAGAACCUGGCGGGCACCGUUUCUUGACCCCCGGCGAGUCCUCCAAGCACAAGAGCCGAACUGCAGAGGGGGGCGUCUGGGGGGAGAGGGCUGGGCAGCGGCCCCCAACAGGGGUGCCCAUGCCUGCUGGGCCAGAGGAGGCCUUGGGCGCUUGCCCCGCGCCUGCAGAGGCCCUGCUCGGUGCUUCACAGGACAAUGCAGCAGUGGGCACCGGGAGCCGAGCCGGCAGAGCCACGGGAGGGGGUCCCCAGCCCAGGGACGCAGCCUGUCGUCCCACACCAUGCGGGAGCCCAGCAGGGUCCCUGGCCCAGCAGGCCCGGGACGCAGGGGGCCGCCCACCCGCAGCACACACUCUCGCUGGUGUGGCAUCUGCCCCUUCGUGCCUCACCCGGCCAGCUCCAGAGCCGGAAGCCAAGCCUGCCCAUGAGAGAGCCCCUGGCAAGGCAGAGAGCUUGGGGCCCACACAGGGACGUGUGGGGAAGCCAGGGGAGGGUGUCACAGGGCACGAGAGGCCACACCAGACUCAAGAGCCAGAAGGUUCUGGAAACAGAGGGGCAGCACCAGGGGGCGAGAAGGCUGGGCUGCGUGCAGCAGAGCCCCGGGCACAGGCUGCUCAGGACCAGGCAGGAGGACAGAGGGCAGCAGCCAUGGAGAAGCCCUGUCAGCCCAGGGCCAGGGGCCAGGAGCACCCACUGGGCCCCUCAGUGAAGCAGGUGAGGAACCUGGCUCAGGAAGGUGGCCCCAAGGCUGACAGGAGCCCAGCCACUCCCUCAGGGACGCCUGGGGGGUCCUGCAGCCUGACCACACAGGGAAGGGUCAGUGGGAUGGUGUCCCAGGCCUGGGGGCAGCCUGACGGCUCAGCUGACAGAGCACGUGCCGCAGGGGCAUGUGGGGAACCCCAGAGGCCUACGCACAGGGUCAGUGGCCAGGGGAGCCCCAGGGCCCCGCGACCCACCCCAGGAAGCAGGCCCCUUGCAGGGAGGAGUGCUGCGGCCUCUCGCCCAGAGCCCGCAGGCAGCUCUGCCCAGCCCACACCUGAUGCUGGGGGCUGCCCAGCCCCCCAACUCCCAGCCCAGACGGGGCUCCCAAACACACCUGGGGCAGAGAGAGACCUGUCAGAGGGUGAGCCUCACAGGAGGUCAGGGCACUUGGCAAAAUAUAAAGCCCAGAGCUUCAGCAACCAGACAGCCUUCGAUCUGUCCUUCAGGCCCACCUUGCUCAGGGCUAGCGAUACCUUCGAAGCCCCACAGUGAGCCUGGCCAGGAGCCGCCAUGAGCCACCUCGAGCCCCCAGCACGGGGCUGAGGUGUGCUUCCUGCCUGUGGCGUGCUGUGCGCAUCCCCCACAGACUGUCCACCCUGCCCUCUCCUGCCCAGGCCCCUGAUCUUGGGAGAGGAGUGUUCAUGUGGCCUGUCCCUCCCAAGGCCCCAACUGCUUCCCUGGGCUCUGAGGCUCCUUUUCAGAAGAGCAAGGUGCCAGCUGUUGCCCUCACGAGGUCCUUGUGUUUAUGUGCACUGUCACUUGGAAUGUGCCAGCGCUCCCUCCUGACCUGGCGGGCUGCCCUCCCUGCCCUCUCACGGUACUCUGGGCGCCCUCUGCUCCCCUCCCGUGUCUCUAGCAAGCACCCAAAACAGAGCAGGGGCUGGUGACCUGAGCCAGGCGUGUGGGAAGAAAGGCAGCACUUCCCCACUGCUGGGCCCGGGCCCACACCAGCUGGGGGAGGCCAGGAGGCCAGCAGGACGGCAGGACAUUAGGGGUUCUGCUGGAGCCUGCUCCCACGACAGACCCACAGGCCUGGGAAGUGCCUGGGAAGCCAGCCCUGAGGAGCCACCCCAGGCUGUCCCUGGCCUGCUGCCCUGCUGGGCCAGGCCAGUGGCCAUCCACCUCUUCCUUGGCAGAGUGCACUCAGGCCCAGGGCCCUCAGGGUGGAGCAUCUGCUGAUGUGAGGAAGGGUGGGGAGGAAGGAGGCCCCUGCCACAGCCCUGCCUGCGGUCACUGGUGCCCUCUGCAGGUCCUUCUGAGCUGCUCCAUCGGUGUCUCCGAUGGGGCCCAGCACACAGGCCCCAGGCCACCCAGAGGCCGUGUGCUGCCUGGACCUGCUGAGCAUGGGGCUCGCGGAGGUGCUGAGGCGGCAGCAGCUGCCCUGCUGCCCAGGGCUCCGGUUUCUCUGUGGAAAUCAAUUUCUGCUUUUUGAAGGCUUCUUGGUGCUCAGUUCCUUUGCAACUGAGCAAUGUCCUAAAGCACACUCUGGCCCUGGAGAGGGCUCUGGACGCUCACGGUGAUCUCUCUUAUUUUCUGAUCUGAACAUCCGUUCAGUGAGAGGCAGGUGCCACUUGAAGCUGGCAGGACCUCCUCGAGACUCCCCGGGGCCUUGCGGUUCUCUCACCCAUGGAGGCUGCGUGUGGGGCCGUGGAAGCAGGAGUGCAGGGUGCUCCCCGUGGAGGCCACAGCCAGCCUUUGGGAGCUGUUGGUGUGGAGCUGAGAGCCACCUGGAGUCAGGAGGUCACUCCGCCCCAAGGCACCCGUGCAGGGCCACUCCCAUCAUACUUGAGCAAACAUUUCAUCUAUCUUAUUUCUUUAUUUAUCCUUUGUUCAGAAAGGUUAAGGGGAACCUUUGCCAAAGAAUGUGAGGACAGAAGUGAGAUAAAAAUACUACAUUCACCAGUGUUCCCUCUAAAAAUAAGCAGCAGCCACACCUCCCUAUUUUUAAACAGACCAGAAAGUCCUGCGGAAUGCAGGGCUGGGCUGCCGCCCAGCCAGCAGGUGGUCACUGGCCCUGACACAGGCUGCCGGAGGCCAGCCGCACCCCUUAGCCUGUCCCAAGGAGGCCAGUGGGAGAGCCCAACAUCAGGGCACUGCUGGCUGCAGCACUGAAUGGGGAAGGGACUCCUCCCUGGAGAGAGGCUGAGACCACUGGUGUGGAAGGGUGGGGUGCAAACCAUCCUUAGCACAGGGGGGAAGAGGGCAGGGCUCCGGGGAACCCACCUAACCCCUGAGCAGCUCUUCACGUCUGCCCCAGGUGUUGAAAGACCCAUGUGUCAGCACCUGCCCUUCUGCAAGCACCCUGUGAGGUUAGGCAUGGUUAGAGUUUCACAUGUUUCUUUGCCAUUUAAGCUACGAUCUUUUAAUGAUGUGUCCAUCCACAGUGUUUAUUAUUUCCUUCUUUGUAUAUAAACAAUUCUAAAAUGGGUGAGUCAGAAAAAAUAACUAAAUGUGUUUUAUUUUAUUAUAUCCUUUAAGUUUUUACUAACUUCAUUCAGCUAGAAAUAAUUUCUAAGAAAGAAAAUAGCUGGAUUGGGGAUGUGCUCAAUGGCAGAGGACUCUUGCAGCAUGCAGGCUCUGUGUUCAAUUCCCAGGCUGAAAAAAUAAAGUGUGUUACAAAUCUC
Marmota monax (woodchuck) is the source of this 6971-nucleotide messenger RNA. Its product is annotated as collagen alpha-1(I) chain-like. Lineage: Eukaryota; Metazoa; Chordata; Mammalia; Rodentia; Sciuridae. The transcript has 2 exons. The record is from RefSeq and is a predicted model, not a curated record. Bases 382 to 4839 code for a protein of 1485 amino acids.